This is a messenger RNA of Strongyloides ratti, 837 nucleotides long. RefSeq names its product S-formylglutathione hydrolase. Gene Ontology annotation, cellular component: cytosol. The transcript has 2 exons. Gene Ontology annotation, molecular function: S-formylglutathione hydrolase activity. Gene Ontology annotation, biological process: formaldehyde catabolic process. NCBI's taxonomy places the organism in Eukaryota, Metazoa, Nematoda, Chromadorea, Rhabditida, Strongyloididae. The record is from RefSeq and is a predicted model, not a curated record. Bases 1 to 837 code for a protein of 278 amino acids.
AUGUUGAAUCUUGUUUCAUCUACACGCUCUUUUAAUGGUUAUCAAAAGAUAUUUUCAUUUGCCAGUCAUGAAUUAGCUUCAACUGCACGUUUUGGAGUCUAUCUUCCUGAUGGAUAUGAAGAUAAAAAGUUUCCUGUAUUAUUUUAUUUAUCAGGUUUAACAUGUACGGAAAAUAAUUUUAUUGAAAAAUCUGGUUUUCAACGAUUUGCUUCAAAAUAUAAAAUUAUUGUUGUGAAUCCAGAUACCUCACCAAGAGGAGUUGAUAUUGAAGGUGAUUCUGAUGCUUGGUACUUUGGAAAAGGUGCUGGAUUUUAUGUUGAUAGUGUUGUUGAAAAAUGGAAAAAAAAUUAUAGAAUGUAUUCAUAUGUAUCAAGUGAACUUGUAGAAGUUGUAAAGAAAGAAUUUAAUUGUGAUGAAAAUAAAUUUGGAAUUUUUGGGCAUUCUAUGGGUGGGCAUGGUGCACUUGUGAUUGGAUUAAGAAAUCCACAUAUUUUCAAAACAAUAUCAACAUUUUCUGCUAUUUGCCAUCCUUCAAAUUCUCCAUGGGGUAAUGUAGCUUUCAAAGGUUACUUAGGAGAUGAUAAAGAAUUAUGGAAAAAGUAUGAUGCUACAGAGAUAGCUAAAAAUUAUUCUGGUCCAAAAAUAAAUAUUUUCAUGGAUCAGGGUAGUGCUGAUGGUUUUUUAGAAAAAAAAGAGUUGCUUCCUGAAGACUUUUUGGAAGUUAAAAAUGAAAAAAUUAAUGUUGAUUAUAAACUUCGUGAAGGUUAUGACCACUCUUACUUCUAUAUUGCUACAUUUAUUGAGGAACACUUUGCUUUUCAUUCUUUGAAAAUGUAA